Molecule: messenger RNA, 1173 nt
Organism: Paramecium tetraurelia
Lineage: Eukaryota; Ciliophora; Oligohymenophorea; Peniculida; Parameciidae
Exons: 4
Source: RefSeq, a predicted model, not a curated record
AUGAUAUCAUCAAAGAAGAAUCAGAUGAAACAAAAACAAGUUAGAGUAACAACUGAUUAUAUUAAAGUCCCAUUACAUAAAAAAUGUCCAACACAGACAUCAACAUCCCCUUACAUGAAGAAUUCAUCAUCAUAAUUAUUUUAGAAAUUCAAAAGUUUUACUUCUAGUACAUCUCCGUUAUAGAAAUAUCACUUUAAUUAAAAGGAUUUAAUUAGUACUGUGUCUCACUUUACUAUUGAAAAGAAACAAAAAUAAUCAGAAACUGAAUAAAAAGAAGCGAUUGACAGAUUGCUCAAAUGGGGAAAACGAAAAUAAUCUUAAAUUAAAGAAAAACAAUAAAAAUUUUAAUAUGAAGAAGGGAAAAAUAUUUGGGAAAAACCCAAGUUGUCAAAAGAAACUCUUAAAAUUUUUUAAUCAGGGUUGAAACAUCAUUAAGAACUGAAUAACUUUAUAAAAUUUAAAGAUUAAUUCACAUAAAGAUCUAGUGAUUACCCGCCUCUGCAAAAACUAGACAAGUUAAAAAGAGGAGUCAAAAUUGUGAUUGAAGUUGAUGAGGAAAUAGAGGAUUAACCAGAUGAUAUUAAUGAUAAAACACAAUAGUUUAAGUGUAGUAAUGAAAUACAAUCAGAUACUACAGGCUCUUUGAAUAGAGAAAUCAGAAGCAAAUCUGACUACACAUCUAUGCCUAUUCACCUCAGAUAUGAAUAUGAAAUAAAGUUAAAGAAUGCUAAAUUAAAAUAAAAGAUUGAUGAGAAAGAGAAAGUCUUUUAACAAGAAUUGGAAUUAAAAAAAAAAUACAAUAGUACUGCAGAAUAAUUUGAGCAUUUCUUAAGUGAAUAAGAGAAUUUCUUGAAAAAGAAAUAAUAAUUUUAUGAUUCGAAUUUAAAAAAAGAAUUGGAAAAAAUACAAGAAAUUGAUUCCUAAUUCUCAUAUAAACCAGAAAUUAAUUUUCCUCCUCAACCAAUAAAAGUAUCUAAAAAUAAACAAUAAGAUGAGAAGUUUAAUGAAAAACUUCAUACUCUUAGAGAAAGACAAUAAAGAUAAAAAAAUAUCUACUUAUUUAAAUCAACUCUACCAGAUCUGAGGAGAAAUAUCAAACAAAAGUAUUAUGAAAUUCUUCAUAAAAAUGAAUUCUUCACAACUUCGCAAGUUUAGUAUCAAACAGAGAGUUGA